Messenger RNA from Pelobates fuscus (common spadefoot toad), 1883 nucleotides. RefSeq lists its product as uncharacterized. The coding region runs from base 61 to 1590 and encodes 509 amino acids. Gene Ontology annotation, biological process: regulation of DNA-templated transcription. The record is from RefSeq and is a predicted model, not a curated record. Lineage: Eukaryota; Metazoa; Chordata; Amphibia; Anura; Pelobatidae. The transcript is spliced from 5 exons.
GCCUGGGUGAGACAGAGGCUGCUGGAGGUCCCUAUUCUGAGUGUCAGAGCUGUAGUAAGGAUGAACAAGAUGAAAAAUGAUGAACAUAAGACUGAGAUGAUCUUAAACUAUGCAUUAGAAAUCAUCUACAUGUUGACCGGAGAGGAAUAUACAGUUGUGAAGAAGAAUUCUCGGAGCAGAAGACGUAACAUUCAUUUGGUCACAGGAGAGGUACCUGUGAAGUGUGAUGAUGUUGCAGUCUAUUUCACCAAAGAAGAGUGGGAGUACUUACAGGCACACAAGGAUCUGUACCAGGAUGUGGUAAACACUGAUCAACAGACGUUCAGUACUGUUGGAAUUAUGGCAAACAGCAGCGCAGGUUCCAUCACAAAACAUCUGCAUAGACGCAUUGGUGUACGAAAAAUCACCCUGCUGUCGCCACAGAGCAGGCAUCGAAUUAUUAAAAGAACACGUCUGCACUUAUCCGGUUCUGCACAGUUUACCCAAUUGGUACACAGUAUUGCUAAUCUUGGAAGACGAGUGGCUAAAAUUGAUAGAAGCAUAUACCACAUAUUAAAGGAGUUUAAAAAUAAGAAUGCAUUGUUUCCUGGCGAUCAUUUUCAAGUGCCUGACAAAUUCCAAACACAAUUUCAGGAAGAUGAGGGGAUAUUUGGAGAUUGUCAGGAACCCAUUUACCAACCUACUGAGACAUCACUGCCAAUAUCUUCUUUUACAUCGUUAUCUUACCCGCAAGAUAUGAUUGAUCCAUUUGCGAAAAUGUCUGCACCAACAUUACCAACCAAUGACUUCUCACCUCUUAAUAGCCCCUCUUUCACUAUUCGUUCUGAAGUUUCAGAACAUUCUCAUACACACAGCCCAUGUACGGCAGAUUCUACUGGAGAGACCUUACCAGAUACUCCUCCCUCUGUGGUACCAUUAGCUUUGCAUACUUCAGCAAAAUUACCCUCCACAGCCACUAUUGCAGUACCACCCGAAAACACCACUUCUUUUCCAAACCACUUAAGGAUUUCAGAAAAGAAGCAGGCACACCAUGACAACACAUGUGCAACACAUUUCAAUAGGGAUGCAGAAGAUGACAUCCUUUCAUCUACUGGCUUACUAAGUCAACGUACUACAGCAAGACUACCACGUUUGCCCAGUUCAUCAAAUAAUGACUAUGCAAAUGUCAAAGGUCCUGCUUUUAUUGUUGUAUCGAAAAUUUUAGAGCAACAGCAAGCACAUAUGGAGAGCCUCCGUACCCCAGAUUGCGUUGGAGAUCCAUUACCGGACAUUCCCCUGGCAUCUAUGUCUGUGGGUUUGUUGAACAAUUUUAAGAUGCAGAGUCGUGGACAACCUCAUCGAUACGCUCAGCUCUUAUUUCAGCAUCACGUACCUUAUUCAGUAUAUAAAACAUGGACGCACAACACCAACUAUGAUGGUUCUAGGGGUAAGCAUGCACUGCCUAAAAACUUAAAGCGUUUAAUUAUUACAGAAACGUCUGCUGCAUUUAAACUGACUCCCCCAGUUUUGAAGAAAAUUAAAGACACGUUAAAUGGUCUACUACGAAUACCGAGAACGGGUGGCUGGGAUUCAAACUCAGAUUUUAUAUGAAUCCAUUUUGGAUUUAAACAUUGUUUUGUAAGUAAUGUAUAUUUUGUUAAAGAUAUAUAUGAGUUUAUGUAAAAAGGAGUACUGUGUAUAUAAUGGUAAAUGAGAUUUAGUCUUUCUUAUUACAUUUAUAAAGAAAUAUUUAUAUCUGACAAACAAGAUUCUAAUUGUAUAAGGACACCGUUUACUAGAAUUCACAAAAACAGACCCUGAAUAUAAAAGGGAGAGAGCUUUGGUUCUCUUUAUAUAAUUCUCAUUUAUAUAAGUGAACUAGUCAAGAAAUGUUGGAAUUCAUU